Messenger RNA from Lycium ferocissimum, 1824 nucleotides. RefSeq names its product cuscuta receptor 1-like. Gene Ontology annotation, molecular function: protein binding. NCBI's taxonomy places the organism in Eukaryota, Viridiplantae, Streptophyta, Magnoliopsida, Solanales, Solanaceae. The transcript is spliced from 5 exons. The record is from RefSeq and is a predicted model, not a curated record. The coding region runs from base 1 to 1824 and encodes 607 amino acids.
AUGCACAUAAGUUCUGGGAGAUUGUCAGUGUCAGACAAACUGGAAAUCCUAGAUUUGAGCUAUAACGAAUGGGAUGAAAAUGUUCCCUCUGUUUUAGAGCUAAAUACAUCUAGAACAGCAUUGAAGAAGCUCGAUAUAAGGCACAACGGAUGGAGUUUUAUACCAAACGAAGAGUUGGGAGCUUUAAGAAAUAUAGAGUACUUACUACUGGAUGGAAACACAUUGGAUGAGAACUUCCUCAGGAGCAGUGGUGUAAUGUCAUCCCUUAAAGUAUUAUCAGUCGCUGGAUGCAACCUCAAUGGAACCCUACCUCUUCAAGGCUUGUGUGAUCUAAAAUAUCUUGAAGAACAAAGUCUCAGCGGAAACAGCUUCACUAGAAAACUCCCCACAUGUCUUGGAAACUUAACAUAUCUUCGGGUAAUUGAUCUCACUCAAAAUCAGUUUACAGGAAACAUUGCCUCAUCUCCACUUUCAAGUCUGUUGUCCCUUGAAUAUCUCUUGUUAGCAAACAACAACUUUGAGAUACCAAUUUCAUUCGAGUCAUUUGCUAACCAUUCAAAACUUAAGUUUGUCUUUGCUGACCAAAACUCAGUAAUUGGACAAACUUCUUCUAAAAGUUGGAUCCCAAAGUUUCAUUUAGAAGCCUUAUCUUUAUCCAACUGCUCUCAAAUGCCAAGUUUCCUUCAUUAUCAACAUCAUCUAAGACUGCUUCAUCUCUCGAAAUGCAACAUUGGUGGAGACUUUCCAAAUUGGUUGUUAGAAAACAAUUCUAGACUUGGAGAAGUUUACUUGGAUGGAAAUGCAUUCGCUGGAUCUCUUCAAUUGCCAUUCCUUCCUAAUCUGAAAGCUUUUGAUAUCUCAAACAACAAGAUUCGAGGGAAACUUUCUCCUGACAUUGGGUCCAUUUUCCCAAAUCUCGUGAUAUCAACAAUGUCCAACAAUAUGCUUGAAGGCUUGUUGCCUUCAAGUUUUGGUGACAUGAAAGACCUUGUAUACUUGGAUUUGUCAUACAAUAAGUUAACAAGAGACCUACCGAUUGCACUUGCUCGUGAAGGAUCCAAGUUAUAUUUUCUGAGAUUGUCGAAUAACAUGUUGAAAGGGGAAAUAUUUCCAGUUUCAGCUAACAUCAACAAUUUCCAAUAUUUAUACUUGGAUGGGAACAACUUCUUCGGGCCAAUUCCACAGAAGUUAUCCACUGCUCCUUUAAUUACAUUGGACUUAAGUUACAACAAAUUGUCAGGAAACAUACCAGCCUGGCUUGGUAAUAUCUCCUCCUUAACCUACCUUGCAUUGUCUAGAAACCAUCUAAAGGGACAUAUUCCACCUGAUUAUUGUAGACUUCAAGGACUUGAGGUCUUGGAUCUCUCUGAAAACAACCUUGUUGGUGCAAUUCCAUCAUGUUUCAGUUCUUCCCUAAACCUAGAACAUGUCUAUUUGAGCAAAAACUUGCUACAAGGCGAACUCCAUAUGUUCUCAAAUUGCUCGCAUUUGAAGUUGUUAGAUCUUGGAGAUAACAAUUUUAGUGGUUCAAUUCCAAAGUGGCUAGGCAGUCUUGAGAUAACCACCUUACUCUUGAAAGGAAAUCAUCUGCAAGGCACCAUUCCCACAGAAUUGUGUCAUGCAAGUGAAUUGAGAAUUAUGGAUCUUUCUCACAAUAAUCUCUCGGGACCUAUUCCUUAUUGCUUUGGGAACAUAAUGCAAAAAGCAUGGGAGAGAGAAGUAUACGCUUUCAGUAGUUCAUCAUUUGGAUAUUCAGGAUCCCAGACGUUUGGAGGAGAUGCCAUGAUAGAUGUAACACUCCCCUCGAUAUUCGAACAUCGAUAA